AUGCUCCGGCUGGCAAAUGCCACUGCGGGGAAUACCAAUGAGGUACUUGGCAGAGAUGUUGGUUGGCAGUCGUCCGUCAUGCCUCUGGUGAAGUGCCUGUUAGUUGUUGUUGUAAAUUUUAAAACAAUCCACGUGGCUCUGGUCAAAAGUAGUGCACUGUAUAGGGAACAUGGUGCCAUUUGGGACAGAACCAAUUCUUGGAAGUGCCUCCACAGAAUUCACAGGGUUUGGGUAGGGACUGAGUGGUAUAGGGAUGUCUGGCAAGACAUCAAAGGAAAAUAUGAAAGGGCCUUUGACUCUAAUGUACAGUACACAAUGGUCAUAAUAUAGUAAUCCUACGGUCUUCCUUCGGAAAAAGGUCCUCUGAGCUCAAUUGGACUCCAUGGUUAGAUAAAGGUUUAGCAAGUAAUACUGUACAACUACUUCCACCAUAAAUUGUAUUUUCCUCCAUCCUGUUUCCAGGUGAUUCAUCUUGAGAAGUGCUUUGACAUCGUGGGCAUGCUGAACAAGGAGGCUCACCUCCACAUCUGCCUGGCCAACACCAUUUUAAUCAUUUAGCAGACGCUCUUAUGCAGAGUGAAUUCCAGUAGUGAGUGCAUACAUUUUCAUACCUUAUUCGUACUGGUCCCCCGUGGGAAUCAAACCCACAACCCUGGUGUUGCAAGCACCAUGCUCUACUAACUGAGCUACACGGGACCAGGGGAGAACUGGUCUCAAAAGCUUGUUGAACACCAGCAGAAUGAGGAUAUGAUGUGGAAUCAGUUGGUGAGAACACUGAGGGGAAGACGGCGGGUGGACACGUAUUGGGGGGCCUGGAGGUGUUCACCAAGGCUGAGGUGGUCAUCGGAGAUGCCACUGACCUGCUGUAUGAAAGAGAGAUUGACCAUUGCAAGGGCUUCCCUGAGCUGCUCACUAGAAGAAGAUUAGAAGAUGACUUUACG
This is a messenger RNA of Coregonus sp. 'balchen', 941 nucleotides long. The record is from the annotation of a GenBank genome assembly. NCBI's taxonomy places the organism in Eukaryota, Metazoa, Chordata, Actinopteri, Salmoniformes, Salmonidae.